This is a messenger RNA of Arachis ipaensis, 1068 nucleotides long. RefSeq lists its product as uncharacterized. Lineage: Eukaryota; Viridiplantae; Streptophyta; Magnoliopsida; Fabales; Fabaceae. The record is from RefSeq and is a predicted model, not a curated record.
AUUCGGAAUCCUUGUCCAUAGUCUCAAAAAUACACCUUUUGUCUAAGUCAAAAAAGAAAAAUCCUCAAGAAUUUUAAAAGCUUCCCCAUUCAACAAUAAUGGUUCCCCACUAUACACGCCAAGAAUUGUUUAUUAUUCAAUUUGAUUGAAUUAUUUAUUUUUAAUUAUCUGUCACAUUUUUUUCUUUCUAAGCUUAUUUCAAUAACAAUGUAUGGAAUUAGCAGCACAUAAAAAUCUAGAAUAAAAUUCAAAGUUAAAACUUUGCUUGCAGCCAUCGACAUAGAAGACCAGCUCCUCUAGUCUUCAUUGGACCCCACAUAACCACUGUUCCUCAAAAUUAUGAUAACAUUUUUUGGGUUCCAUAAAGUCUUGGUCUUUCAUCAAGAGAUAAAAAAAAACAAACCUUUCUUCAAUCCUCCUGCAGAAUUUUAAUGGGGGAGUUUCAGAGAUCAAGAUCCUAUGCAAAUGGGGAAAGGAUGCAGAUAGAUAGCUACUAUGGUGCACCUAGACCUCUUCCUCAUGAUUUCAGGAGCUAUAGUGUUUCAUAUGUUCAAACUCAAGGUGGUGUUAAUAAUAGGGACUUGAAGCUGAAGAAAGGGAAAAGCAUUUCAGGUUCUAUUUCCAAGUCUUGGAGCUUUGGUGAUCCUGAACUUCAGAGGAAGAAGAGGGUUGCUAGCUAUAAGAUGUAUUCUGUGGAAGGAAAAGUCAAACGUUCCCUCAGAAACAGUUUUAGGUGGCUUAAGAACAAGUACUCCAAGGUUGUUUAUGGUUGGUAGGUACUACUGUUAAAUGUUAAUUACUUUGUCCUAUUGUUUGUGUUGCUUAAAGUUCUGUAUACAAAUUUUAAGUUUGUUGUAAGAACUUUCAGAUUAAUCAUCAUUCAUCACUAAUUAAUAAUGGGUUAUGAUCGGUUUUCUUGAGUUAGUCAAAGCUUUUGUUGAUAUGUUAGAUAGACUGUUAAAUCAUGUUGGAUCCUGAGGGAUCAGAAUAUAUCUUUCCAUUUAUUGAAGUGUUCUGUAAUCUGUAACCUUCUUAAUUCUGUUUCUACUUUCCGAUUAUGGCUUUUGA